AUGUCCUCCCAAAAGGAAGAAGAAAAAGAUUGCCUCUCUGGGGAUUCCUGGGUUCAGAACCUCCUGGUCUGUGGCCUUGGCCGUGAUGAUAGGGAUGAGGAGCACCAUGGCUCUGCAUACAGACCCUCCAGAGCAGUCCAGAGAGUUAAGGCCCAGGCUAGACAGGGGUGUCACUACAUGAGUAUCACUCAGCAGGUGAGGUACCUGGACAGGUUCAUCUGGGAACAGCAGGAGAUCUGUUCCUACAACAGUGAGGUGGGUUUCUACAUGGCUUGCAUAGAGUUGGGACGGGCAAUUGUUGAGUAUUGGAACAGGCUGCAGUGGCUUGGCUACCUGUCGGCUUCAAGGGAGAAAUACUGCAGCUAUAACUGGAGGAGGACUCAGAGUGUGAUGGACAGGAGAAAAGCAUGCUCUGGAUCUGCUGUGAGCAAGAAGGUGACUGGCACGCUGGGUUUUGUGCUGGGCGUAGGCUUUGUUGUGGUGGGACUCGUCAUCUAUCAGAAGAAAAAGAAAGCUGAAUAA
Messenger RNA from Egretta garzetta (little egret), 522 nucleotides. RefSeq names its product HLA class II histocompatibility antigen, DR beta 4 chain-like. Gene Ontology annotation, biological process: immune response; antigen processing and presentation. The record is from RefSeq and is a predicted model, not a curated record. Bases 1 to 522 code for a protein of 173 amino acids. Gene Ontology annotation, cellular component: MHC class II protein complex; membrane. Lineage: Eukaryota; Metazoa; Chordata; Aves; Pelecaniformes; Ardeidae. The transcript is spliced from 4 exons.